Vitis vinifera (wine grape) is the source of this 870-nucleotide messenger RNA. RefSeq lists its product as uncharacterized. The transcript is spliced from 5 exons. NCBI's taxonomy places the organism in Eukaryota, Viridiplantae, Streptophyta, Magnoliopsida, Vitales, Vitaceae. The record is from RefSeq and is a predicted model, not a curated record. The coding region runs from base 28 to 618 and encodes 196 amino acids.
UGAAGAGGCAUUAUGUAGGUGAUUUCCAUGUUUUGUCGAUACAUGAAUGCAAAAGAAGAGAAUCCUUAUCGCAGACACUUUUUUAAUCCAUACUUUGGGGAAAUAUGUGGUUCAAUGAGCAAGUCUACCUCAAAAUCAACACUCAAGAAAAGAUUAGGUAGCUAUUGUGUUAAUCUUGAAUGUUGCAACCAGUUUUAUAUCCCCUUAUUCCAAUUUAAUGAAUGGGUCAUCAUGGUAAUCAAUUUGGAGGCUAAAAGGGUGGAUCUACUUUCAUCAUAUAAUAGCAUUCAACGUGUUCACUUUGUUAAUGAAGCUUUCAAAGUAGUUGGAUUUAUGUCACAGUUAUUAAGAAAUUCCUUCAAACGGAAUGAUGUGAAUAUAAAUAAUUUACAUCCACAGUAUGCAGAUAUCGAUGGCGAUCCAAAAUUAUGUCAUACUGGGAUGUAUGCUAUUCUCUAUAUGCAACAUUGGGAUGGAAGUGGUCUUAAUAGAACCAUUAAUUCUGAACGCAUGAGCCUUGAAAGAUUGAAAUUUGCAACUCAUAUGGUUCUUGAUAGCGAAAACGAAAUUGGUGAAAUGGUUACAGCUAAUAUUUGGUCAACCAACGAUGCAGAAUAGUAUUGGGUAACCUUCACAAUUAAUUUCUUUUGUUUUAUUUCAUUCAAUUUUUUAACUAUACAUUCAAAUUUAAACUUCAACUUGGUCAUCGAUAGUGAAUAAUAGAUUUUGAGGCUAUGUCAUGUCUUUUUUAUGGUACAAUAGAAGGGAUAAGUUAUCAAGACUGCUUCCAAUGCAUGCAUGGUUCAUUUGACUACCAGGUUAGGUGCUAUCUCCUCCCUAUAUAUAUAAAACUAUAGUAAAUGACAUUUU